AUGGCGCAUCGACUCGCGGCGUCCCUGAAGUUUCGGCGGGCGGCGCAGCAUGUGAUGGAGGGCGUCCUCCCGCGCGCCAACCUAGGCGGAACUUCUGAUGGCGCCACCCCGGCAGGAGCAAGAAGCGUGAGUGCAGAGCAGGCGGCGGCAGCACCACGGACGAACCUGGAGCGUGGGGAGCAUCGUGAAGGUACAAGAAAGCAUCAGCAUCGACAGCAUGAGGAGCAUGGAACGGCCCGCCGCCCUUCCCAUACCUCCCCCGUCGGCCCCUCUCUCACCCGCCGCUUUUCUCGCUCAGACUCCCCCACUCUCCCCGACCACUCAUCCGCCCCUGCUCUCUCCGCCAAUUCCUCUCUUUCGUUGGCCACUUCCCCUGCCUCCGCCACCCUUCUACCUGCCGCCUCUGCUUCAGAACCUUCCUCGUGCACCACGUCUCCUUCGCACUCCCAUGACUACCCGGCCCUUCACAUCCCCUCCGCCCGCCCGUCACCACCAACUGACUCUCCCUCUUCCCCCUCCUCCCCUUCCUCCCUCUCCUACCCCUCCUCCGCUUCCUACCCAUCCUCCCCCUCCUACCCGUCCUACCCCUCCUCGCCGCCGUCCUCAUCUUCCUCCCCAUCCUCCUCUUCAUCACCUUCGCCCCACUCCCCCGCACCCCCGCCUGCCCACAUGCGCACGUCUCUGCCCCCGUCGCCCAAGGUCAGAAGACUGAGAGUGCAAAUGAGAGCAGCAGCAGCAGCAAGGCAGGCAAGCGAGCAGGGCGUGGGGGGCACGAGUGGUGGGAUUUUCUUUUGA
Closterium sp. NIES-65 is the source of this 795-nucleotide messenger RNA. The record is from the annotation of a GenBank genome assembly. Lineage: Eukaryota; Viridiplantae; Streptophyta; Zygnematophyceae; Desmidiales; Closteriaceae.